GUGGCUCUCGUUGAAGGCGGCAGAUCGACGACUCAUCUCUGAAACUUACUGAAGUCUUUCCCAAACUGUGGAUAUUUCCUACCUUCUUGUUUGGUUCCAGACAUUUAGAAAACCAUUCGGAUUAACUUUUUUGGAAGCAGGAAUAACUUGUUUUCCUAUCAAAAGUGUCUGCCUCCAGCUCAGGUCCACAUGCUCUGCUUUGUGAGUGCUGCUUGGCCCUCUGAGCCUGAAGGUGCUGGUGUGUCUGGACUAGGCUGCAGCUGAAGCACACAUUCAUUGACUGCUACACCUGGUGUUGGUGGUGGUGUCGGUGCCUGCGGUGGAAGCAGGUGGAGGGGCCUGUCCUUUCUGAGCCACACGAAGAUGAACAAACUGAACUUCCACAACAACAAAACCAUGCAGGACCGCCGCUGCGUAUGUGUCUUUUUGCCCAAUGAUGACACGCUCAACGUCAUAGUCAAUGUGAAGACUUUGUGCCAGGAACUAUUGGUGCAGGUGUGUGACCUCCUGAGGCUGAAGGACUGUCACUUGUUUGGACUCAGUGUUAUUCAGAAUAAUGAACACAUCUAUAUGGAGUUGGAUCAAAAGCUAUCCAAAUAUUGCCCCAAAGAAUGGAAGAGGGAAGCCAGCAAGGGCAUAGACCAAUUCGGGCCUCCGAUGAUCAUUCACUUCAGAGCUCAGUAUUAUGUAGAGAAUGGGAGACUGAUCAGUGACCGGGCAGCCAGGUACUACUACUACUGGCACCUAAGGAAACAGGUGCUGCUGUCUCAGUGCAUCCAAAGAGAAGAGGCCUACUUCCUCCUGGCAGCCUUUGCCCUGCAGGCUGACCUCGGAAACUUCAAAAGAAACAAGCACUUUGGGAAGUACUUUGAACCUGAAGCCUACUUCCCCCCAUGGGUGAUUGCAAAGCGGGGCCGCGAGUACAUCCUGAGGCAUAUCCCCAACAUGCACAAAGACCAGUUUGCUCUCACAGCUUCAGAAGCUCAUCUCAAAUACAUCAAGGAGUGCGCCCAGCUCGAUGAUGUCACUGUCCACUACUACAGACUCUACAAGGACAAGAAGGAAGUAGAGGCGUCCCUUACACUUGGACUGACUUUACGUGGUAUCCAAAUAUUUCAGAAUGUCGGGUCUGUGAGGCAGCUCUUGUAUGACUUCCCCUGGACCAACGUGGGAAAACUUGUAUUUGUGGGGAAGAAGUUUGAAAUACUCCCUGAUGGCCUCCCCUCAGCCCGCAAACUCAUCUACUACACGGGUUGUCCUGUUCGCUCUCGCCACCUCCUGCAGCUGCUCAGCAACAGCCAUCGGCUCUACAUGAACCUACAGCCUGUUCUCAAACAAGUCCGACGACUGGAGGAAAAUGAAGAGAAGAAGCAGUACAGAGAGUCUUAUAUCAGCGAUGCUCUCGAGCUUGACAUGGAGCAUCUUGAUAAACGUUCUCGGGCCAGUGGCAGCAGUGCAGGAAGCGUGUCUCAUCACAAACGCCUGUCCCGCCACUCCACCACCAGCCACGGCAGCUCUCACACCUCAGGCAUUGAGACAGACAGCUUCAGGGCCCCAGGUCAGGCCCCUCAUAGGCCACUAAGAACCUGCAGCUCAUCCACAACCAGUCAUGGGAGCUCGCACACCUCCGGCAUAGAGAGCAGUGGCAAGGAGCGAAUGCUCGAUGAUGAUGAAAUAGAGAUGCUGGUCGACGACCCCAAAGACUACGAGGAGCUUCACGAGAUGGCUCUGGACCAGGAGUUGUGUAUCCACAUCACUGAGGACAUGUUGACCAUGUCACCUGAUCAAAGCAAUGGAUACUCAGGACUGAUCGUUAAAGAUGUUAGCUCCUCCACAUCCAGUUCCUCUGAGACCGUAGUCAAGAUGAGAGGACAGAGCAUCGAGUCCCUGCCACAGACCUCUGCCUGCAGGAAGCCUCAGUCCUCCACAGACCGUCACAGCCAGUCUCUCGACGACAUCCGGCUCUAUCAGAAGGACUGCCUUCAGUGGGCAGAGCUCUGCCAGGACACUGCCCAUAGCUACACGUUCGGCUGCGCCCAGGAGCUGAGUGAUGGCGGCGGCGGUUACCAGAGCCUCGCCGAACAGCGAGCAGGCAUGCUCAGUGAGCAGCACCCGUUUCCCAUCAAGAGAACCAACAAGUACUUCUCCUUAGACCUGACCAGCGACGAGGUCCCUGAGUUCGUGGUGUGACACUAAUGUAUAAAAGAGGCGACCUCAGGGUGACCUUUUCUGACUGGUGUCAGAUGUGGAGAUGUUUCAGCCCUCAGGGAACGAGAUGAGAGAGGAGCGCUGGAGAGGUGGUUUCUAUUCCUGGCAGCAGUCGGUAGUAAACUGGCAGUGAGUCUGCUGCUGCUAAGAUGAAAAACAUGUGAACAAACAUGGAGGAUUCUGGCUGAAACACAGACUUUAAGAACAAAAAAUAAAACCUGCGUCUUAAAAAUGUUACCUGAGCUGCUCCCCUGUGGGAAAGGAAACAAAAGGGAUCGUGUCAUCUUCUAAGAAACAUUUUAUUCAAAUGUGUCUCCUACAGACUCGCCCUCCUUUUUAAAAAGAGCGUGUUCAUGCACAUGGUGUUACAGCAGACAGAGACUCGUGCAGACACAAAGAGCAUAUCAAAGAUCUUCUAUGGAGGACACAAAGGUCAAAAUCACUCUGAGCUAAAAACCAAAGACAAGAAAUGGAAGAAAAAAACCUGUCUCUCACACAUUUCAAAGUCAUGGAUGGUGGGAGGGGAGACGAACCUUAACCCUUCCCUCCAUUUUUUUUUUUCUACACCACUUCAUUGUACCUCAACAGGAAGUGCAGUGUGCCAACUCCCGCCUCUCAGACUGGACUCUUAACCACGUGAACACACAAACCCGAUGUGCCUUCAUCUUUCUAUGCAGAUGUCAAACUUUCGCCUUGACAAUCAUACACCUUCACCUUUAAAGAUCCAAGCCAUCAGAGCUCCAAACUCUGCUUUAUGUUCAAACACAAACACACACUCCUUUAUCACAGCAAGCCUGUUUCUCCACAUUUUAACAUGUCAGAAAGAUUUCUAACCCCUUCAUGUCCUGUAAAAAUCUAACAGUUUUCUGGCAGGAAUGAGGUCGGGUUAGUCCCAACACGUCCUGACUUGUGCGCGGCCACAGAAGCUUCCCUGUAAUCUCAACUCAAAAUGGAGGCUUGGUUAACUGAGGGCCAAAACAAACCGUACAUGUCAAUGCACACAUGCUUGAAAGUCUUCCUUUCUGCUCGGCUCGAUUUCUUUGCUGUCUUCCUUUUCGUUUCAUCCCUGAUCAUAAACUGGAAUCUGUUACAUUUUAAUUUAGCCUUUUUACGUUUUACCUGAAAGCUUUUUACAUGUUGUGUUUUUGUAUAAGCUGUCCACACUUGUGUAUGUUGAACAGUUACUCUGCGUGCCGUUGAUUUCAUUCAGUAUUACCAACAAUAUGUACAUGACAGUAUUAAGGAUGUGUGAUGUUUGUGAACAAGACUGGUUUUAUUAUUAUUUUAGUCCUACAAACUCAAGAAGCUGUUACUUUAUACAAAUCAUGUUUUAAAGCUAUUAUGUGCAACAAAAAGGUGUUUAUCCCCAUAAAUCAUGCAGCCUAAAUUUAUCAUGCCACAGUAAUAUCUUUGUCUGAUUUUAAUCAAAACUGUCAUGUUUUUAAAGGCUGUAGCCUCUCUGAUGAAAGCACUACCCUUGUAUGAGUUUGGAAACACUGGACCCGAAGUUUAGUGAGACCACGAUUACAUUUUUAUUUGAAAUUAAACUUUAUGAAUGUUUUAAGGUCCCUAAGUUAUGGAAAAAGACUGAAUCAUGCUGGGGGCGGAUAUUAAAAGAGUAUUUCAUCUUUUGGAGAUUGCAUUUAUUACUCCUUUAUGCUGAGAGAAAGAUGAGGAGACCAGCUUUGUCAGUAGCUGCAGCUGCUUAAGUUUAAACUACAAGUGCAUGCUUGAAAAAGUACAGUUCAACUCUUUAUGGCAGGGUUACCAAUUUAGAGAGACUGUAGCUGCUUACAAAAGAAAAUAAUGGUCAACACAAUGACAAAAUGUAGGUAAUAGUUGGCCUAUUUGUGUUGGUUAAAUAGUUAACUGCUAUUUUUUAUGAAUUUUAAGAAGCACAUGCAAUAAUAGCCCAAAACAAGGUACACUAAAACAUAAUACAAAUCUGUAGCUUUUUAUGUAUCAAUCUCAUAAAGAAAUGUCCUUCAAAUGAAAUAAUAAAAUGCUAAUGCAAUAAUGGUUGCAUUUGUAGGGAUUUGUUUGACUUUAAAUAAUAGUCUUAAAGUAUCGUCCAGCCUUUAUCCUGUGGAGCCAGUGGGUUUGAUUUUUUAAAACUGCUCUGCAUUUAAAUACAUUUUUUAGGUGGUUAAUAUAUUUUAAUAAUUUGCAUGCAUGUUUUGUGAAACAGGUGCAUGAUUCAGGGAUUUAAAUUAGUGUUUUUUUGUGUUUCAUGCAUCAGUUUCAUACCAAACGUGCAAAUUUUAGUUAGUUGCACACAACUCUUUAUAAACAAAACACAUGCCAGUUAUCUAUAGAGAUGCAUGUUAUUGAAGUUUUCCGAUAUGCUAUUAUUUAAAAAAUUCUGUUCAAUUCUGAUAUUUAGAUGUAAUUCAGAUCUAAACCUUCAGUCCUUAAAACACACUCUUGAGGAUUAACAAUUCCAGUCCUUCAAACACAUUUUAAAUGUUAAGGAAUGACGAUGAAGAAAGCAAAGACUUCAGCUGAUUUAAGUCUGUUAGUCCAGCCUAAAACUCCCCUAACUUAUUUGUCUAUAUGACCAGUAUUUAUAGCUGAUAUAGGCCGAUUUUUACAGCCAAAAAAAUCUGUUGUAAAUAUCAGCAGAAAUGUUUUUAUCUGCCGAUGUGAUAUGUCACUUUUUUAGCUUACUUCUAUACUAACAUCAUGAAGACAACGCAGUGCAUCGCUACCUCUUUACUGUGUGCAACUUACCAAAACCCGUGGAAGUAAACAAUGACUAAAAAAGAUCAUUUUUGUUUACAUGUUGCCUUUGUGGGAAGUUUUUACAGCUUCAGAACCUAAAGAUAUUUACCUGUUCACUAACAUAACAAAUUCCUGCAAAUAUAAAAGCUAUUAUUCUACUUACAUUCUACAUUUAUUGAAGGCAACUGCUAUUACAUUUGUGGCAAAUGUAUCGUAUAUGUUUUAUUACAAGCUCAAGAUUUGUGUAAUGUAUGUGAACUGCCACUACACUGGCAGGUGUUUUAAGUACUAGAGUGAGAUAUAGGCCAAAAGCAGGCUACCUGUUACCCUCUGCUUCCAUCUCUGUAUAGCUCUAUUCACACUCGACAGCAGAGUAUUUCCACCCUUACUUUAGCCUGAAUAUUCCCUGCUGACCCCCUUGUGUAUUCCCACACCCCUCCAUUUACUGUGAUCAAGGAAGUCGGGGAAUGUUUUGGGUGGGUUACUCUGAUAUUUCUGGGUUGCAUGUUGGAAAAGGGUUCAUGCUAAACUAAGCUAACUAGCUUCAGUUGUUAUCUCUUCAGCAUCUUAAAAAAAAUUCCCAAGUAUCAGUCUUCUUAUCUAACUCUCAGCAUAAAAGUGAUAAAUAUGUUCACAGAAAGUCCCACUUUCAUGAAUUGCAGUGUCCCUGUGUUACAGGACAUUUUUUCCCCUCCCAUCGUGUCUAAAUUGAGGGUUUUAGGAUUGUUUUUAUAAGUGGUCUAUCAGUUGUGUCAGUGAGCUGAAACAGACAACAAAUGGUGUCUCUAUUUAAACUGUAGUUUGUAUAUGUUUUCUAAUAUCCCAGCAGUUCAGAGGGACUUCUUUUUAAUCAGUGAUUCCAAACUUGUAAACAAGACGUGAUAUAAUUUUAAAUCAGUUUGUUCUGGUCAGCGCUAAAUAGCCUCAUCUGAGUCAAAUCCACCCGAAACACAGUACAGCAACAGAAAACAUUAAAAAAAGACAUUCAUGUAAUGCAUAACAGAUAAAAUAAUUUGAUACCUCUAUAUAAUUUAAUACUUUUAUAUUUCUUACAUUGUUUCCUUUCCUGUUUUAAGGCUCUAUGUCUUCUCAUUAAUGAAAAUGUCAUAUUUUGAUGGACAGAGUUUCUUCUUUUAAACCGUAUGUGUUGAGGUACAUAGCCAUACAGUCAUAACCCAUGUCCUUAAAGUUGUCAUGAUUUGUUUGUCCUACAUUUCCUGACUUCACUGUACGGUCAAACUUACAGUUUGUAAGAGUCUGUAUGUCUGUGUCCAUAAUCCUUUCUGUGAAAGGAUCUCCCUUCAGGAUUUUUUUUUUUUUUUUCACCCUGUAGUUAAAAAAAAGUUACUAUGAAGUCUGGUCUGUGCCUUCUUGGUACUAAUGCCCUCAAUAUUCAAUAAAAAGGUACAUUUAUUUGCCAAAGUUC
Cheilinus undulatus (humphead wrasse) is the source of this 6355-nucleotide messenger RNA. RefSeq names its product FERM domain containing 6 (gene frmd6). The record is from RefSeq and is a predicted model, not a curated record. Lineage: Eukaryota; Metazoa; Chordata; Actinopteri; Labriformes; Labridae. Bases 364 to 2190 code for a protein of 608 amino acids. The transcript is spliced from 14 exons. Gene Ontology annotation, cellular component: cytoskeleton; cytoplasmic side of apical plasma membrane. Gene Ontology annotation, biological process: positive regulation of hippo signaling.